Uranotaenia lowii is the source of this 960-nucleotide messenger RNA. Its product is annotated as histidine-rich protein PFHRP-II-like. NCBI's taxonomy places the organism in Eukaryota, Metazoa, Arthropoda, Insecta, Diptera, Culicidae. The transcript is spliced from 2 exons. Gene Ontology annotation, cellular component: extracellular matrix. The record is from RefSeq and is a predicted model, not a curated record. Bases 136 to 876 code for a protein of 246 amino acids.
CUCCUCCCUGAAGGUCGUCCGUAAAUAGACUAAUUUUAAGGAACAAAAUUUCAAACUAUAAAAACAGGUGUUGCGGACUCAGGAAAACAUUCACAGUCCAUUCCUUGUUCUGACAACAAAUAUCAAUUAUCAGAAAUGGCAUUCAAAUUUGUUUUGCUGGUUGCCUGUUUGGCUGCUGCCAGUGCUGCUCCGCAGUACGGGCAUGCUAGCUCCCAUCAGUCGAUUUCGCAUCACGCUCCAGUUCAUCACGUAGCAGCUGUUCACGCAGCCCCAGUACACCAUGUUACAUCGAUCCACGCCGCUCCGUCUCAUCAUCAGCAUCAUCUUGAUGAUCAUGACGACCAUCACGGUCCAGCUGAAUACGAGUUCGCAUACUCUGUGCACGAUGAGCACACCGGAGACAUCAAGAGCCAGCACGAAACCCGCCACGGAGAUCAGGUCCAUGGACAGUACAGUCUGAUCGAUUCCGAUGGUCACAAGCGCAUCGUGGACUAUCACGCCGAUCAUCAUUCCGGAUUCAACGCUGUGGUACGUCGUGAACCAACCGAUAUCAAAAUCCCACAGCCGGUCCACCACGAGCACAAGAUCCACAAGGUGGUUGCUCAACCCGUGCACCACCACGCUGUUCCGGUUGCCCACGUGUCUCACCACCACGCUGCCCCAGUCGCAGUCCACGUUUCGCAUCAUGAUGCUCCAGUUGCCCACCACGUAACAUCGCACCACCACGUUGCUCCAGUUGUGCAUCACGCCAGCAGCACUCACCAUCAUCAUGAAGCAGCCCCGAUUGUCCACGCUAGCAUCUCCCACGUGGCCCCGGUUUCGCACUACCAGGGAAUCCAUCAUUCCUCAAACCCGGUUAGCCAUCAUCACUACUAAAUAAGGUGGAUUUUUGUUUUUGUUAAAUACCACACUAGCCUCAAGGACCUGACUUUAGUUAGUAAAAGCUUAGUUAAAAUAAAA